UCACUUAACGCUGCUCGCAGAGAAGGGGAGCCAGUGAGAGGCUGCAGGAGGGAGAGAAAGAGAGAGAAACAAGGAGAAACACACCAACACCGACCCCGUGUAGCCCCGCAGCAGAACACACGGGGCGGGGAGAAAGCGAGAAAACAUGCAGCAGCAAAACUGACCUCCUACUUUUUUGAAGGACCUGACAAAAAACACUAGCAGCAGGCUAAGGAAACGGCGAUGUAAGUGCCCCCCCCCCUCUGGUGGAUGAGAAACCCUCAAGCCUUCCAGCUAGCGAGGGUCGAGAGGGCGACCGAGGAGCAUUCCAGAAGCAACAGGGGGUCUGGAGUGGACGGGAGCGCGUACUCUGAUCAGCCAGCGCCGCAUAAAGAUGGACACUACUAGAUCUUCCAUGUGGUGGAAUGGGCUGUGGCAAAGAUGUGUGUUGCCAUGGUGAUUAUCCACACUAAAACACUGGACAAGAAGGGUGUGGAUGAUGUAACGUCCAGAGAGUCAACCUUGGAGCUGCGCCAGCCGUCAACCAUGAGCCAGGGAACGACCCUCUUCUCCUGUGGAAUCAUGGAGACGGGCCGGUGGCCAGAUGUUAGCCGUGGCUGUGGUGUUCGGCAGAGGCCGGUGGGCUCGAGCCUGGAGAGUUUGUGGGACGUCCUACCGGAGACCGGCCCGGCGGGGGCCAUCAGCGGCCUGCUGCGGGACCUCAGCCUGAGUGAAGCUCCGAACACCACCACAGCACCACCCAGCAAACGACAGUGCCGGUCACUCUCCUGCUCGGAUGAGCCGGCCAGCUGCCGGUCUCCAUGGCGACCGCAGGGUUCGCGGGUGUGGACGACGGUGGAAAAGCGCCGUUGCCACAGCGGAGGCAGCGUUCAGCGUGGAUCUGCCUUGUCCUCGUCCGCUUUCACCCAGUCUGGCUUCUCCGGCAUGCAGCGCAGCUCCAGCUUCAGCCUCCCCACCCGCUCCAACCUGCUGGAGCUGCCGGCUUUUAGCAACUUUCAGCGGCAGACUUUCACUCCUUUCUCUGCCGUGGUCUCCGAAUCCCCCCGCUACCUCUCUCAUGAACAGAUUUCCCAGGCUGAGCCCAGCGGCGGACCCUCAGAGGCCAGUUCCCCGGACUCCACUCCGGAGCUGGACCGCCGGGCCGGCCAGGGUGGACUCUCCCGCAGCCGCUCUCAGCCCUGCGUCCUUAAUGACAAGAAAAUCGGAGUGAAACGCCGGAGACCAGCCGAUUCGCACAAACAUAGGCCAUCUUUAGACCUGGCCAAGAUGACCCAGAAACAGAAUUUCCAGAGUCUCAGCUGCCCUGGCUUCACUGGUGACGACUGCUGCCAAUCAAGCCAAACCCCGCCCCCUUUGAUGAGCCCUGCCCACCAGAAUGAGAGUGAGACCUCUACGUGUGACCCGGUGGUGGAGACUCAGCACUGCCCUAAAGAGGACCAGACGGUCAUUGACGAAUCCGACGGAGAUGUCUCCGGACGAGCCGACUGGACUGCCAAUGGGAAGGACUGGGAGCCUCCGUGGGCGGGGCUUUGCGGGCUGAGGAGAGACGUGCUGGGCGGAGAGCUCGAUAUCGAGCAAAUUGAGAGAAACUGAGAGGAAAAACAAGGUUGAAAUGGACCGGAUAGAAUUAUACACUGCAAAAAAUGAUGAUCUGGCAAGUGUUACAUCUUAAACGUAGGCAGUAUAGAUCAUUUUCCUCGUUAUGAGAUUAUGGCAUAAGAGUACGUUAAGAUUAUUCAACCUACUUGCUUGUUAAGAUCACUUCUUUAAUAGUUGUUCAUUUUGCAUUGUUUUCUAUGUAGUUACUGAAUAAUAAGCCGUACUAAGGGCUUAAAUGAGCAAAAAUGUCUAAAAGUAGGUUGAAUAAUCUUAUGACAUUCUUACAUAAAUCUCAUAAUGAGAAAUUUUAGGUUUGUUACCUACAUUUAAGUUGCUUUUCCGUGCCAGUAUAUACGUUUGUUGCAGUGUAGCUGGUUCCAAUGCUCUUUGAAGAUGCCUUCUUUCCUAGCAUCCUCCCUUCAGUAGCCUGGAUUUAGGCGGUUGCGCUUCAUCCAGGAGCUGCCACCGCCAUGUUUUCUUUUUGUCCACCGAGUGAUUUUCAUGUUUUGUGCUGUUGGAGCAGAGAGGAGCAUCAGGGUUGGUGUUUUUUUUCAGAGUUUGGAUCGAGACUCAGGAGAAACGAACGCUUAUGCAAGUGGAACUGCGGGACUUUAGGACGACUCAGGUUGAAGCUUAAAGCUACAUACAUGGCAAAAGAUUAAAAUGACACGAUUUUCACUGUUACUCAAAAUGUCGGUCAGCAAAGACGCGUUCGGCAUCUGAAGUUUGCUUCUUUGGCUUCGCGCUGGAGCUGUGAGGAUAAUGUAACUAACGAGUGUUGGAAGCUUAUACUCCACAAAUUAGCCUCAUACAACAUAAUUAAUGGUGUUUCUCUGAGAUUUUAGUCACAUCCGAAUCCACCAUGUGAGUAUUUUUGGCACUUCAGUGAAGAUUCCAGCAGCUUUUACCUUCUAUAAAAUGAAACGUUGAAUUAAUCUCAAUUUAUAUUAAUCCUGUGCGAUAAGGCAAACCCUGCAAAUAAUCCCAGGUCAUAUUAAUCCAGUGCUGUAAAAUGAUCUGUAGAAAUAACCUCAGGUUAUGUUAAGCCUGAGCAAAUUGCCAUGUCAGUUAAUGUUCCUUCAUAUUGUGUGAAAAAGGAGUUUGAAGCAUCUACUCGCCCCAAACAAGCCGAUAUGCUGUGUCUUAACUCGGGUUCAAUGACAGAAAGAAGUUUUCAUGGUGAUUUUGACUCUGAUAAUGAUAAUUACUCUUCUCAUUCAGGAGGUAGACUGUUAGAGUAAAUGACCAUUAAACUAAACGCUGGGUCAUGUUUGCUACCUGUGAGCAGCUCAAUAUACUGCAUAUGGAACCUUUUUGGUACUGUUUAGUGUCACAAACCACAUAAGUCUAUUUGGCUACGUUCACAUUCACAGGCCUCAUUGCUCAAAUCCGAUCUCUCUGACUCGAUGGUUCACACUCGUUUAGGU
Molecule: messenger RNA, 3026 nt
Organism: Colossoma macropomum (tambaqui)
Lineage: Eukaryota; Metazoa; Chordata; Actinopteri; Characiformes; Serrasalmidae
Gene: fam53b
Product: family with sequence similarity 53 member B
Exons: 6
Coding region: 421-1593 (390 amino acids)
Biological process (GO): protein import into nucleus; positive regulation of canonical Wnt signaling pathway
Cellular component (GO): nucleus
Source: RefSeq, a predicted model, not a curated record